Nerophis lumbriciformis (worm pipefish) is the source of this 288-nucleotide messenger RNA. Lineage: Eukaryota; Metazoa; Chordata; Actinopteri; Syngnathiformes; Syngnathidae. The record is from RefSeq and is a predicted model, not a curated record.
UUGCAGUCUACAGCCAACAUGUCUGACAAGAAGGCCGUGAUAAAGAAUGCGGACAUGUCCGAAGAAAUGCAACAGGAUGCCGUGGACUGUGCAAUGCAGGCCAUGGAAAAGUAUAACAUUGAGAAGGACAUCGCUGCCUAUGUCAAAAAAGAGUUUGACAAGAAAUACAACCCCACAUGGCACUGCAUCGUGGGCCGGAACUUUGGCAGCUACGUGACGCACGAGACCAAGCACUUCAUCUACUUCUACCUCGGCCAAGUGGCCAUCCUACUCUUCAAGUCGGGCUGA